This is a messenger RNA of Populus euphratica (Euphrates poplar), 1228 nucleotides long. Its product is annotated as transcription factor TCP19-like. Gene Ontology annotation, molecular function: DNA-binding transcription factor activity; sequence-specific DNA binding. Bases 41 to 820 code for a protein of 259 amino acids. Gene Ontology annotation, cellular component: nucleus. Lineage: Eukaryota; Viridiplantae; Streptophyta; Magnoliopsida; Malpighiales; Salicaceae. The transcript has 2 exons. The record is from RefSeq and is a predicted model, not a curated record.
GUUAAUUUUUUCUAGGUUUUUCUCAAUUUCUUUUUUAACCAUGGACUCACCACCCCACCACCACCACCGUACCCUUGAAAAAAUAGACAAAGAACAGAGCAUAACCACAGCAAGUCUCUCUAGCCAGCCAGAACUCAAAGACGAUAACUUAACAGACCCAGAAGAAAGCCAAGAAUUUGAGGAACACGACAACAAUGAAAGAAUCAACAACGGUUCUUCUUCUUCUUCUCUUGUUUUACAUCAAGUACAGAGAAAGCAACAGCAAGUGGUAAUUGCAGCAAAGAGGAACAGAAAAGACAGGCACACAAAAGUAGAAGGUCGAGGACGGAGAGUUCGGAUGCCAGCAACAUGUGCAGCCAGGAUUUUCCAGUUAACUCGAGAACUAGGUCACAAGUCUGAGGGUGAGACAAUAAGUUGGUUGCUUGAACACGCAGAGGCAGCAAUAAUUGCAGCAACAGGUACAGAAGCCGCUCAUCAGAAUUCAGUUUCUUCAGGUUUGGCUCCUAUUGCUAGUACAAGUCCACAAGGGCUGGUGCCAAUUUGGCCAAUGGGGACUCUUCUGUUCCCACAAGGGAGUAGUGUUAGUGUUGGUGUUGGUGAGUCUAAUCAGGCUCCAUUUUGGGCUUUUCCUGCUGCCAGUACAACUCCAUGUUUUAAUAUGGCUGCGAAGCCUAUUUCUAGCCUUGUUUCUGCUAUGCAGCCUGGGGUCCAAUUGGCUGGUAAUGUUGGUGUUGGUUUUGGUGGAGGUGGGUCGCUGGGGUCAGGUGGGUCACCUUCUAAUAACAUUGGGUCAAUGAGUUCCUCACUCAGGAUCAAGUAGCACGAGUGCUAGUACUGGGGGCGGCGGCGGCGGCGGCUCGCAAACGUUAAGGGAUUUUUCUUUGGAGAUUUAUGAUAAGAAGGAGAAUGUCUGGGCCAUCGUGUGAAUCAUGAUCAUCAACAAGCACCAUGGUCAGAAUCUUGCAUUUUGAGAUGACUGGCUUGCGUUUAAUCAACUUGGGGGGUCACCACAAAUGUUAAUGCAGUAGUGACAGUGUUUUACGAUAAGGGAGCGGUUUUUUUUUGUUUGUUUGUUUGUUCUUAGGUUCUAGUACAAGAACAUGGUUUUUAUUUUGGUUUUGUUUGUUAUCAUUGUGGGAUUUUUGGAUGUUAAGCCCUUUUGUCUUCACUUUGUUCUUAUCAUUGAUUCUUUUCUCCCGGUUCUUUAUGGAAAGUUUGGUUUGGUCAA